UUCCCUUCAUCCACCUCUUCUUAUUAUUCAAACUAGAACCCCAAGAACCAGACAGAGAUUUUCAAACAGAUGUUAUAAUAAGACAAAGGCAACACUUAGCUUCUGUCUUUUUUAUAAUAACACUUGGCAUUUAACUUCAUAUAUUGAACAAAACAAAACAAAAACAGAGCAAAAAAAACAAAACAAUGGUUCAAAACCAGCAAGAAGCUUUUUCCGUCGACAUGCCACGAACCGGUGGCUCCAAGUGCUUCGACGACGACGGCCGUAUCAAACGAACUGGUAGUGUUUGGACGGCGAGCGCACACAUCAUAACGGCUGUGAUAGGUUCAGGAGUCUUGUCACUAGCGUGGGCUACGGCACAGCUAGGUUGGCUCGCUGGACCGGUGGUGAUGUUGCUCUUCUCCAUCGUCACUUAUUUCACUUCUACUCUCCUCGCCGCCUGUUACCGCUCCGGCGACCCUAUCUCCGGCAAGAGGAACUACACUUACAUGGACGCCGUCCGAUCAAACCUAGGUGGCGUGAAGGUCAAGCUAUGUGGCAUAGUUCAGUAUCUUAAUCUCUUUGGUGUUGCAAUAGGCUACACUAUUGCUUCAGCUAUAAGCAUGAUGGCAAUUAAGAGAUCAAACUGUUUCCACAAAAGUGGAGGGAAAGAUCCAUGUCACAUGAACAGUAACCCUUACAUGAUAGCUUUUGGUCUAGUCCAGAUUAUAUUCUCUCAGAUUCCAGAUUUUGAUCAGCUAUGGUGGCUCUCUAUCCUCGCUGCUGUCAUGUCCUUCACUUAUUCCUCUGCUGGUCUUGCUCUCGGCAUAGCUCAAGUCGUAGCAAAUGGGAAGGUGAAGGGAAGUCUCACAGGGAUUAGCAUAGGAGCUGUGACAGAGACACAGAAGAUAUGGAGAAGCUUCCAAGCUCUUGGAGACAUUGCUUUUGCUUACUCUUACUCCAUCAUCCUCAUAGAGAUUCAGGAUACAGUGAAGUCACCACCAUCAGAAGAGAAAACAAUGAAGAAGGCAACUCUUGUGAGCGUUGGUGUAACGACUAUGUUCUACAUGUUGUGUGGUUGCAUGGGAUAUGCAGCCUUUGGAGACAUGUCUCCAGGAAACCUCCUAACCGGUUUUGGGUUUUAUAACCCUUAUUGGCUUCUUGACAUUGCAAAUGCAGCCAUUGUGGUUCACCUCGUUGGUGCAUACCAAGUCUAUUGCCAACCUUUAUUCGCUUUCAUAGAGAGACAAGCUUCUACUCGGUUCCCUGAUAGCGACUUCAUUGCUAAAGAUAUCAAGAUCCCUAUUCCAGGGUUCAAGCCUUUCCGUUUGAACUUCUUCAGGUUGAUAUGGAGGACAGUGUUUGUGAUCAUAACAACACUUAUCUCAAUGCUUCUUCCUUUCUUCAACGACGUUGUGGGGUUGCUAGGGGCACUUGGCUUUUGGCCAUUGACGGUUUACUUUCCGGUGGAGAUGUACAUUGAGCAGAAGAAGAUACCUAGAUGGAGCACCCAAUGGGUUUGUCUUCAAGUCUUCAGCUCAGCUUGUUUGGUAGUUAGCAUUGCUGCGGCUGCAGGGUCGAUAGCUGGAGUUGUUCUUGAUCUCAAGUCAUACAAGCCAUUUCAAAGCAACUACUAAUACUCUUUUUGAACCAAGAACAGUCAAAAAGAAUCAAGAACGUGGAGUACUUAUGAGCUUUUUGUGUUUGAUAAGAUAAAAUCAAUAAACACUUUUUGUUUGUUCUA
Brassica oleracea var. oleracea is the source of this 1723-nucleotide messenger RNA. Its product is annotated as amino acid permease 3. Gene Ontology annotation, cellular component: plasma membrane. The transcript is spliced from 8 exons. The record is from RefSeq and is a predicted model, not a curated record. The coding region runs from base 186 to 1616 and encodes 476 amino acids. Lineage: Eukaryota; Viridiplantae; Streptophyta; Magnoliopsida; Brassicales; Brassicaceae.